Messenger RNA from Volvox carteri f. nagariensis, 3507 nucleotides. RefSeq lists its product as uncharacterized. NCBI's taxonomy places the organism in Eukaryota, Viridiplantae, Chlorophyta, Chlorophyceae, Chlamydomonadales, Volvocaceae. Bases 1 to 3507 code for a protein of 1168 amino acids. The transcript has a single exon. The record is from RefSeq and is a predicted model, not a curated record.
AUGAAGACUGCUGGUCAGGUCGGAGCGGCUGGCAGCAGCUUUAAUAUCCCAGCCCAACCGGCUGCCGCGCAAAAGUCCGAGUAUCAGAGUUCCGGUGCCCACGGCGCAGUUAGUAAUGCGGAUUUUUCUGUAUCCCAUGCUUCGUCCUGUGGCGGUCUGGGACCACUGUCAAAGGCCAGGUCAGGGCCACGCUGGGGAGACGCGUCGGGCCAUGGAGCACAAGGGCGGGUUGGCCUUGUCGCGACUGCGACCACAACUGGAGACGGGCAUGCCCUUAUGGGCAGGGUGGCUAUUUCGAGCCGCGAUACUAGCGUAGGGCCGGGCUUUAGUGUGGGCGCGAAGAGGACAAGGGCACUGGCUAUGGACGGCGAUGCUGCAUCCACACAGACAGAACCAUCAGUUCCAUGCCACCCGCGAGUUUCCUCGUUGCCAGCUCAGGUCAACGAGGACUCCGUAAGUGAUGGGCAUUGCCGCGUGCCUGCCGCUAUGCACCCUUCCGGUUUCGAGCAGCCGGAACGAGCACUCCCGCUGCCAAUACGGCAGCGGGUCGCAGCCAAUACGGCGACCAGGACGGACCAGGAGGCAGUAGCGCAGCUGCUGGGCUUCGUGAGUGAAGUCGCCAAACUCGGCAGUUUUCAGGAAAACGGCCGAGGGUGCCACCCCGGGGCUACGGCAUCAAACGCCACAGCAUCUGCCGGCGUGUCCUCCGUUCUCAGUGGCCUCAGCGCAGGCGGUGACAGCCACCUGUCUGCACUCCUGUCCGCCAGCUCACCCGUCAUCCUGGAUAAGCGCCUUGCAGCUGCGCUGGCAGAUCCUACUGUGGCCGCGGCCACAGCCCAGGCGCUGGCUAACCGUGUCCUCGUUCCAUUGUGCAGCCUAGAAAGUGCUGACGGCGCGGCGGCUAAACGCACCGGGUCUUUCGGCUCUCAAGGAAACGAACGGCCGCCCCGUGGAGUUGAGCACCAGCUUGCCGAACCUGAUCCUUUCCCCUGCUGGCAAGAGAACGGCGUCGACGCUCUGACGGUAGUGUGCGGCAAUGGUGCUGCGAGCCAAAAACGGCCACCAGGCGUGACAACACCGACCGUCGAAGGGGAUAGUAAUGGCAGCGCCAGCGGCAGCGCUGGCGAUGCUAGCUUGACAGCAACAGCUGGUGAUAGAAACCCCAUCGGCGGCAGCGGGCAGAGCGACGAGGCAGCUGGUGGCGGUGGUGGUGGUGACGGGGCUAGCAAUGGCCAGAGCGACUGCUUGUGCAGGGAAAAGCUUUCAGACUUUGAACUGAGGGAUGCAGCAAUGGGUAGCAACGCCCCAGCGGCGUGUGGCGCAGCGGAUGGCACAGUAAGCCCUGUGCCUUGCGGACCGAGAGACACGUGUGCGCAUUUGGCAGCGGAUGUACAGGCUAGCAGCGUGGCCCAGCAAGGCAGCGGCGGGACCGGCGCUGGGCCUGCAGCGGCCAGAGCCUCCACGGCCAUUCCGCGCCGCGAUACGCAGCUUUCGCUCCCUUGCGCGCCCGUGUCUGCCCAGCUAGGUGCAGCACUCCCUCCGGAGGUCGCUGCACGGCUGAAGAAGCGGAUUCGCAUCAUUCAGCCCAUAAGCCAAACAUGGGUGGAAGAAACCUUGCAGUGCGGCAGUGGCGCCAUCUCUCAGUCUUUCAGUGGCAGCGAGGACAGGCCUGUUGGUAGUGGUAGUGGAGGCCGUGUUGCCCACGUGCACGGCAGCGCCAACCCGGUGGCGAACGAACGGCGUCAUCAGGGGGAAUCGGGGCGGCCCCCGGCGUCGGCGGCGGCAGCGGCAGCCCUACCAUCCAGCGGUGUAACGCUUGGGGCGCCAGAGCUGCCGCAAGGGGGACCUCUGCCGCGACUAGGCGCAGAUGGGAUGGCUGUGCAACCGUGCGUUUCAGGAGCGGCGGGGGAGCCGCGUGACGCUAGGAAUGCCCCGGCCGAACGGGAUACUUCCGUGCGCGAUAAGCCAGCGGCGGCGGCGGCAGCCGUUCCUGCUGCAGCAGCUCCUGCCGUGACGGCGGUGACCGCGUCCGUAGGACCGCCGUUCUCUUCCUUGCAACAGCAGCAUGCAGUGACGGCUGCCACCGAUCAUCCCUUGCAAUUGUCAGGCCUGGCGGCAUUGGCUGCGCUAGCCGCGGCAGCUGACAAGGUCUCUCCCUUUACAACGGACAGCGCCAGCACCCUGCAGCUGGUGCCGCAACAGCAGCAGGGAAUGUCUGCCACGAUGGGUUCCACGGCGCCGCUGAUGCUACCUCACAGUUAUGGCAGUAACAACACGUCCGUGUCGGCCACACCCACAACUGCGACGACCGAAUCGCCCUUCAGCUCCGCCGUGCUUCCGCCACGAUUAGCCUCCGGCCCCGGCAGUCACCUUGGCGGCAGCUGUAGCGACGCCGCGGUAGCCGCGGGGCCGCUUCCUGCUACAGCUACCGGCGGCGCGACGGCCCUUGCGCCGGGACAGGACUCUCUAAGCGCACUGCUGGGACGCACCUUAUCCUCGGGCUUGCCUGGGACCGCCGUGGCUGUUGCUGCGAACCCCGGUUUGGUCCGCGCUGCGUCUGAUGCCUUGCGCGAAGCUGCCACCGCCAACACGACGUUGUUGCCGCAGCAGACGCGGUCCCUGGCCCCGCUACCUAGCCAGCGAACAGUGUCAGCGGCCAAUUCAACGUCGGCGUCAUGCCUGGGAAAGGUACAGGGUGAGCUUACACUGCUAUACCACUGGUACGUGGCUAACAAAGCGGCCUACCUUGACCAAGCGCAGCUACAGCUACAGCGUAUCGAUGCUCUAACAGCAGCAAGGGACAGCGCGGCUGGAGGCAGCGGCGCCAACGCCGCAGCGGCGGCAUGUGCACGGGCGGAGUCUGCUGAGGCGGCGCGCGCGUUCGAGACGGCGCUCAAGAUCAUGAGUGUGUGUGGACGUGUAGAACAGCAGUGGCUAUCGGCGCCGCCGCCGGCGCGUGGAGGACCUCCAGCGACGGGUGCUGCGUUGCGCGCCAUGGCGGCGGCGGCGCCGCCGCCGCCAGCCGCAGAGGCGACCGCCGUGGGUCUGCCCCGCCAGGCGUCAGGUUCAGCUGGCGCGGCUCUGCCUGUGAACUUGCCUGCGCCGGCUGCCGGCUGGUCCCACGGCGCCUGUGCGGCGCUGGCGGUUGCGGCAGCCCUCGUGGGUUCGGUCGGAAGAGGGCAAGCUGGGUCUGGGCUUGGUAGCGGCGGCUCACCGCCCGGCACUGGGUCGAUGGCGAUGAAAGAGGGAGGGCCGAGGAACUCUCCGAGUUGGUUCGCCGGCUUGGGGCCGCUUGGGGCCACAUGCGGACAUCCCUUUUCCUUGGCGGCGGCGCAGAGACUACCUGCUGAGGCGGCAACCGGAGGUGUGGUGGCGGGGGCUCCGGUGCCUAUGGUGACGGCGGCGGCAGCGGCGCAGCUUCCACAGUCGCCGCCGCAACAACUGAGGGCCAGCGCAUCGCCGCUGUCGCCGCCGGUUGCGCCUUGCAGCCAAGCCGCUUUUGCUUGA